Fimicolochytrium jonesii is the source of this 1337-nucleotide messenger RNA. RefSeq lists its product as uncharacterized. The record is from RefSeq and is a predicted model, not a curated record. Lineage: Eukaryota; Fungi; Chytridiomycota; Chytridiomycetes; Spizellomycetales; Powellomycetaceae. The transcript is spliced from 3 exons. Gene Ontology annotation, molecular function: mRNA binding. The coding region runs from base 113 to 1150 and encodes 345 amino acids.
UUCCCCUCCAGGCCCUCUUCCCCAGCUGCAAACUGGGAUCGCACAGACUAGCUCCGCUCCAACAGAGACCUUCCUUAUUUCACUUCUUCUCACACGGUUACUUUUCCUCCCGAUGUCCGGCUACUAUCACUCCCAGCAAUACGGCUACGAAGCCGACCCAAAUGCGCAAUACUAUGGGCACCCGCAGGAGUACGAGGUAGACCCGUCCGCCUACGCCGCCUAUGCACCGCCAAUAGUUGGGAGCUCAACAGUGAAGUCGGCAGGUCCGGUUUCCUACUCGGCACAACCUGUUCAAUAUGCCGCGCAGGCGGCCCCCACCUCGUAUACCGGCGCCGGCGCUCAAUACUAUGCCCCACCUACACCAUACUACUUUAACAACCACGGCAGCGCAUCCUCGUCCUCGGCAGUUCCGUAUCCGUCUGGCUACCCAGAAGGUGACUCCGGAGCCGUUCCAUAUCCGACAGGUUACACAGUAGAGAGCGAAAGUGGGGCGGUCCCUUACCCAGAAGGCUACACACCGAGCGCUGCCUCUGCUACAGUUGUUCGCGCCACCGCCAAUACGGACGAUAACCGCAGGGCGGCAGCUCUGGCUGCGUUGCCAGCGAUGCCGGCGCAAGGAACAAGUAGUGGGACUGCAGGCGCGGCUGCUGCUGCUGCCGCUGCGACUACAGGAGCAAGGGACGGGAAGACUGGGAAGAAGAGAAAGACGAUUCUGAGGGCGGCGGGAGGAGAAGCAUGGGAGGACCAGACAUUACUGGAGUGGGACGCAAAUGACUUCCGACUGUUUUGCGGAGAUCUAGGCAACGAAGUGACCGACGACCUUCUGCUGAAGGCGUUUGCUAAAUACCCUUCGGUGCUUCGUGCUCGUGUCGUUCGCGAUUACAAGUCAAAUAAAAGCAAAGGCUAUGGAUUUGUCAGUUUCAAGGACCCGAACGAUUUCGUCAAAGCAAUGAAAGAAAUGAAUGGGAAAUACGUAGGAAACAGACCCAUCAAACUGCGCAAAUCGACAUGGUCAGAGAGAAAUAUAGACAUCAAGACGUUGAAGAAGGUUCAGCAAACGGCGAUCUUCAAGCCAGUUCUGAAAAUGGCCCCAAAGCAUCCAAGGCAACAUGCGCCGCACACGGAGCACCCUUCCGGACAUGGACACUAGCCCAUGUGAAGCAAGUCGGUUCUUGAUUCCCAAGCCGCUUUGGAGCAGACCAGCCUAACUCCCAGUACGGUCUCCUCAGGGUGUAUAUAAAUACCAACGACUGGCUCUUCUGAAACUAUAAAUAUAAGAUAAUAAGCAUUGUGCGAGCUCGAUGCCCUUCGCGAGCAGAUUCGAAUUUUCUGUCUGG